UGUAUGCUGGGGCUCUCUGCUCCUCCCCGUUCGACAGACAGCUGCAUCUCUCGUGAGUGCCAGCUGCAUCUCUGAGACACAAUGGUGAAGGUUGGAGUGAACGGAUUUGGCCGUAUCGGGUGCCUGGUCACCAGGGCUGCUUUUCACUCUGGCAAAGUGGACAUUGUUGCCAUCAACAGCCCCUUCAUUGACCUCAACUACAUGGUCUACAUGUUCCAGUAUGAUUCCACCCAUGGCAAGUUUCAUGGCACCAUCAAGGCUGAGAAUGGGAAGCUUGUCAUCAAUGGAAAGUCCAUUACCAUCUUCCAGGAGCGAGAUCCUGCCAACAUCAAAUGUGACGCUGGUGCUGAGUACGUUAUGAAUUCCACUGGUGUCUUCACUACCAUGGAGAAGGCUGGGGCUCACUUGAAGGGUGGAGCCAAGAGGAUCAUCAUCUCUGCCCCUUCUGCUGAUGCCCCCAUGUUUGUGAUGGGCAUCGUGGAGGGACUUAUGACCACAGUCCAUGCCAUCACUGCCACCCAGAAGACUGUGGACGGCCCCUCUGGGAAGCUGUGGCGUGAUGGCGGAGGCACUGCCCAGAACAUCAUCCCUGCUUCUACUGGCGCCACCAAGUCUGUGGGCAAGGUCAUCCCGGAGCUGAAUGGGAAGCUCACUAGCAUGGCCUUCCAUGUCCCCACCCCCAAUGUGUCUGUUGUGGAUCUGACCUGCCGCCUGGAGGAACCUGCCAAAUAUGACGAUAUCAAGAAGGCAGUGAAGCAGGCAUCGGAGGGCCCCCUCAAGGGCAUCCUGGGCUACACUGAGGACCAGGUUGUCUCCUGCGACUUCAGUAGUGACACUCACUCUUCCACUUUCCAUGCUGGGGCUGGCAUUGCCCUCAACGACCACUUUGUCAAGCUCAUUUCCUGGUACGACAACGAAUUUGGCUACAGCAACAGGGUGGUGGACCUCAUGGUCCACAUGGCCUCCAAGGAGUAAGAGCCCCUGGACCACCAGCCCCAGCAAGAGCACAAGAGGAAGAGAGAGGCCCUCAGCUGCUGGGCAGUCCUGGCCCCAACUCGAUC
Molecule: messenger RNA, 1061 nt
Organism: Camelus dromedarius (Arabian camel)
Lineage: Eukaryota; Metazoa; Chordata; Mammalia; Artiodactyla; Camelidae
Product: glyceraldehyde-3-phosphate dehydrogenase
Exons: 1
Coding region: 82-975 (297 amino acids)
Biological process (GO): glycolytic process
Cellular component (GO): cytosol
Molecular function (GO): NAD binding; glyceraldehyde-3-phosphate dehydrogenase (NAD+) (phosphorylating) activity
Source: RefSeq, a predicted model, not a curated record